Molecule: messenger RNA, 4059 nt
Organism: Callorhinchus milii (elephant shark)
Lineage: Eukaryota; Metazoa; Chordata; Chondrichthyes; Chimaeriformes; Callorhinchidae
Gene: aftpha
Product: aftiphilin a
Exons: 10
Coding region: 207-3035 (942 amino acids)
Biological process (GO): intracellular transport
Cellular component (GO): trans-Golgi network membrane; AP-1 adaptor complex
Molecular function (GO): clathrin binding
Source: RefSeq, a predicted model, not a curated record
AGGGGAGGAGGAGAGAGGGAGAGGAGGAGGGGAGGGCGGGGCGGAGCUGUGGUGAGUGACGGCGGCAGAGGUGACAUCAACAGCUCGGCCAGAGAAGAGGAACAUGACGGGGCCUCGGCCUCGGCCCCGCUGCCCCGCGCCCUGAGAGCCCGAGCGGCCGGAACCGCCAUCCCGAGUUGUGACUUGACUGACAAAGGAGAAACACCAUGGAGCCGGAAGUCAUUAGGAUUUACUCCUCUUCACCACCCCCACUAGAUGAUGGAAAUGGAUUUGAGGAAGAUGAUGAAUUUGGUGAAUUUGGUGGCUUUUCGGGUACCUCCAGCCUUGGUUUUACUGACGACUUUGAUUCAAAACAUCACCCUGAGAAUUCUAUGCCUCAAAACCAUUUUGUGCCUGGUCAUGAAUACUCCACGGAUGCGGAUGGGUUUGCUGACUUGCCUACAGUGUCUAUCGGCACUAGCAAAGAUGUAACGCAACACAAAUUAUCAAAGAGUGUGUUUGAUGCACCGAAAGAAGAAACAAAGGAAUCUAUAAAAGAGCCUGGACUUGACAGCCUGACUAAGGACAAUGUUAGUAGAAAAAACAUGGAACCAGAGAAACCAGAGGAGUGCUGCAACGGUAGCAAGACCCACACUGAGAUUUUAACAAAUGGCUACCCAACAUUAGAUUCUAUAAAUCCUCAGGAAACAAAAGAUAUUGACAGCAUCAGUGGCUUAAAGGAACAACGAGCUAGAAGUGUUCAUAGCACUGAACUCUCGGACUCCACACCUAGCCCAACUGAGGACUUUGCUGAGUUUUCUGCAUUUUCCAAAACUGAAGAGUCUGUUCAUCUGUCUGAAGAAAAUCCUAGCAAAUUUCCACUUCAUGUUAAAACGUCACAGAGAACAGAGCAUCAUAUUGGUAAGUGUUCACAUUUUGGAAAGUUCACAGAUAUGCAGUUCAGUCCAAGUGUUGUGAUGGAUAGUGAUGAAGUGAAUGUUGUACAACAGACAACAGAAGGUACAUUUGCUGCUUUAAAUUGUAAAAAUGGGAAAAGUGCAAGUACAGAUGUAAACCACACCAAGUGCCACUCCUCUGGAUUUACUGCUGCAGUUGAUACAGACAUUUCUAACGGUAAGUGGAAUUCCUCAGAAUCAACAGGAUACAUUGAAACUGGGCAACAAAGUUCUCAACAGUCAGUUCAUGAAGCUUUGGACACAGUAAAAGAAAACCACACCACAGGUUCUAUUGAGACAGACCCAAACCCACAUGAAUUGGAAAGUAAGAGACCAGAUGCACCUGAGCCAGUUUUGGAAACAUGUACCAGUGACCAGGAAAUGUUUGGUGAUUUUGCAGAGAGUCUUGUAUCUAGCGAGUCUGGAGUUAAACAAGAACAUACAAGCUUUCAAGAAAAUGCAUCUGCUGAUACAGGGAGGACAGAGUUUGUUAAUUUGGAAAGCAACUGUUUAGCACAUGGUGAUGUUAUGACUUCUUUUGGGCCAGUGUCCUCUUCUGAUGCUGUAGAGGAUGGUCUUGGCACAUUCGAUGUGCAUCCUGUGGAGCUUGAUGACAACAAUACUUCCAAAUUGUCUGUAGAACCAUUAGCUAAGGUUCAGGAAAUGGAUGUCAAAGACGAGUUUGGUGACUUUAGUGGUAUGAACAGUAAUGAUGCACAAGCGUUUGAGAACUCAACCGAAUCUCGAGCAGUGAAUGAAGUUACACUAGAAGGGAGUGAGCCUGAUGCUUCUCGUGAAAAUGAAAACCAGUUUGAUGAUCGUGAAACAGUCACCACAACUGUAAAGACUGAUGAUGAUGAUGACGACUUUGGAGAUUUUGGUUCUAUCCAGGAACCUAAAGUUGGGACUGAAUUUGCAUCAUUCAAAAGUGAUGCAACAUUUUCAGACUUCAGCUCAUCAGCUGGUGAACCAGGUACAGAAUGGAAUGCUUUUGGCGAGACAGUGGGUGAAAGUACAUCGUGGGCGGCUUUUGGUGAAGAUCAAGUUGCUGAUGCAUAUAAUAAUGGGGCCAGUGAGAUCAGCAGGACAGAACCUGCCCUUUCUGGUGGCACACAGUUGACUGGCGGGUGGACAAAUACUACACCAGCUGAAUCUAGUGAAGGAUCAGCCAGUAUUAAGGAUACGAGUCCCUUUGAAGAAACUGCACCAAUGUCACAAGCAUCUCUGCUAAACCGUCUAGAGCGAGUUUUCCAAGCAUGCUUUCCUCCAGUGGCUGUACUUGAGGCAGAAGAAGAAAUCUCCUCGCUGAGGCAGCUAUUGGAGCCUGCUAAUGGAAAGAUGAAGGGAGAGCAGGCCACGGGAGCUAAUGGGGAGCUGCUGACUGUGUGGACCGAGCUACAAGAUGUCAACGAUGCCCAUGGCCUGAAGUACCAGUGGGGUGGUUCCCACAGCAACAAAAAGCUUCUCUGUUCCCUGGGAAUUGAUACGAGAAAUAUAUUGUUUACAGGGCAGAAGAAGCAGCCCGUCAUAGUUCCUGCAUACGCAUCUGGUCUGGGUAUGUUGGAACCCACCAAAGAACCCCUAAAACCAAUAUCUGCAGCAGAAAAGAUCGCUUCAAUAGGUCAAACUCCGACUGCGAGUGCCUCAUCCUCAGAGAUGAGUACUUGCACAUCUGAUCAAACCCAGGAACACGUCCCGCCUGUCCAGUUUGACUGGAGUAGCAGUGGCCUUACUAAUCCUCUUGAUGCUAACGGAGGUUCCACUGUUCUGAACCUUGAUUUCUUUGGGCCCAUGGACGACACUAGCUCUAGCAACAGUGCCACUAUCCCAGGUGUUGACCCAGAACUGUAUGAGUUGACGACAUCUAAGCUGGAAAGCUCCAGCACAGUCAAUCGAAUGACUGAUGCAUUUGCUCGCCUCAUGUCAACGGCAGAGAAAACGAGCACGUCCACUCGGAAGCCGAAAAAGGAUGAAGUCCUCAGUACGGAGGCCGCGAAGGUGAUAGCCAACCUUCCCGACCUGUUGUUCAUGCACGCCAAGGUGUUGAUGUUUCCAGCCACAUUAACACCUUUGGUAAGAUCGCAAGAAAAGGCAGACUGAUGGAUGCAUCACUGCUUAAUUUUAUGAAUAUUUAAAAUAAAUUUUCUUUUUGGCUUUCUCAAAAUAAAACGGUAUAAAAACUAAUCACACACUGAGAUGAUUUGUUGGUGGUGAGCAGAUCUGAAGAGAUCUAGUACAGAUAAUAAAAUAGUGUUGUAUAUUUAUUUAUACUAAAGCCAUUGAAGUAUGUUUAUAUUAGGAAAAAACAAAUCUGUAAAUAUGGGGUGAAAUUUUUUGCAGAUUGAUUGUCUUUCCCUUUCUCUUGCUGUGCUGGGGUGUAUAAAUUUCUUUGUAGGCUAUUCUGGCAGUGAUCUCCAUAGAAGAUUUGAAAACCGGACUAAUCCUAUUCAGAUCCACACUGACUGUAAAAUUCUAGUGAAUAUUUUCAGAUUUUGUUUCAUGUUAAUUUUGUUCUGAUACAAAUAAGAAUUUUUUUGUUGUUGGGCGUUUUUGAAAAUUCACUUUAAAAAAAAAAAAAAAAAAAUACUCAUCAGCUUCAGGCUUUCCUGGUUCUGUUUUUUUGUUUGUCACUUUUCAACAGAACGAUAUGAAACUGCUCAAAACAGGAUUAAGGCAAAUACCAUUAAGGCCAUCAGCGAGUUGAAAAGUUUAUUUAGGAAGCCACUAUCAAAUAACUGUGCAUAUAUCAAUUGAGCACGUUUGUGAAUAAAGAUGCUGUAUUUCAUUGAGCCUGGGGAAUGAGGGACCAAUAGUUAGAUGUCUUAUACAGACCCUUAGGGUGAAACUGAUAUUUCACUGAUUAUUUCUGCUUUGUUUUACCACUAUACCUACGUGUUUAUUGAGGAUUUUGCACAGUGUAAAGAUAAGGUGGACAUAAUCAUAGAUUGCUCUGGUUCAGACUGUGUACAAUAACUAUGGAUUGUAAAUGUUGGUGAAAUUCCUAUGGAAAUACUCUGAUACAUGGAAGAACCUGAAAAGGUUGAUGUGCAUGCCCAGGUUCUUUUGCGAUUGUAGUAUGUAAAUUUACUUUUAGCAUACAGAAAUAAUAAAAAAAAGAAAGGAC